Messenger RNA from Castor canadensis (American beaver), 1054 nucleotides. RefSeq names its product proteasome assembly chaperone 2 (gene Psmg2). Gene Ontology annotation, biological process: proteasome assembly. The record is from RefSeq and is a predicted model, not a curated record. Gene Ontology annotation, cellular component: nucleus; cytosol. NCBI's taxonomy places the organism in Eukaryota, Metazoa, Chordata, Mammalia, Rodentia, Castoridae.
UCCCGGUGCCCUUUCCUCCCACCCACGGCGACUAUGUUUGUUCCCUGCGGGGACUCGGUCCCCGAUCUCACGGGCUUCACCCUUUUGAUGCCAGCAGUAUCUGUUGGAAAUGUUGGUCAGCUUGCAAUAGAUCUGAUUAUUUCUACACUGAAUAUGUCUAAGAUUGGUUAUUUCUAUACCGAUUGUCUGGUUCCAAUGGUUGGAAACAAUCCAUAUGCAACCACAGAAGAAAAUGCAACAGAACUCAGUAUAAAUGCUGAAGUAUACUCAUUACCUUCAAGGAAGCUAGUGGCUCUUCAGUUAAGAUCUAUUUUUAUUAAGUAUAAAUCCAAGUCCUUCUGUGAAAUGUUGCUUUCCUGGGUGAGGAGCAGUAGCUGUGCCAGGGUUAUUGUUCUUUCAAGCAGUCAUUCCUAUCAGCGCAAUGAUCUACAGAUUCGCAGUACUCCCUUCCGGUACCUACUUACACCUUCUAUGCAAAAGAGUGUUCAAAACAAAAUAAAGAGCCUUAACUGGCAAGAAAUGGAGAAAAGUCCAUGUAUUCCUGAAAUGAAUGAUUCUGAAGUUUGUAUCCGUAUUCCAGGAGGAGGUAUCACAAAAGCACUCUAUGAUGAAAGCUGUUCCAAAGAAAUCCAAAUGGCAGUUCUGCUGAAGUUUGUUUCAGAAGGGGAUAAUAUCCCAGAUGCAUUAGGUCUCGUCGAGUAUCUUAAUGAAUGGCUGCAGAUAAUCAAGCCACGUAGUGAUGACACUGCAGCAGCUGCCUUGCCAUGGAAAAUCCCAAGCUCUUGGAGAUUGCUCUUUGGCAGUGGUCUUCCCCCUGCACUUUUUUGACCUGUUUCCAGUUUUAUACCUUACGUCCCAAGACACUUUAUACCAACACAAUUGCUAAAUAUUCAAUAUAAAAAAUUAUACUAUCUGAGAAUAUAUUAGGAAAUACUCUUCACAGAAUAUCUGAAACAAAGAAAGGAUUAACAAAGAUUUCUUGCCAUGCUUUUCCAUUAUAUGUGACAAAUGAUUAAUGUAAAUUUUGUACAAUAAAAUUUUAUUUCAUAAGUAA